Molecule: messenger RNA, 3860 nt
Organism: Geodia barretti
Lineage: Eukaryota; Metazoa; Porifera; Demospongiae; Tetractinellida; Geodiidae
Source: the annotation of a GenBank genome assembly
AUUUCCCCCCAAGAGAACCUCCGCCCUCUGAAGCGAAGGGGACGAGACUUGUAAACAACCACGUCUGAAGUGAAGGUACAUUUAUGGCUAGUACCUACCAGUCAUCCUAUGCACCUAGCACCAGCCAACAUGGCAGCACUUACUACACUCAAAGCCAUCAUCACCAGCCGUCGACAACCAGACUCGAACUACCUCGUAGCAUCUCCACCACCAACCUGCAGAUGACCAAACAGUGCCAAGACUACGUUAGAAAUGACCUCUGCUCCACCUUCCCUGGCGGGGGGACCUGCUUUUUCAUGCAUCUUCCAGGCUACACCUUCACCAUCCCCCACCUGGCCGAGUAUCCUCCCGACUUCCGCCAGUUUGUGUUUGACCGCAUCAUCGACCAGGCGGCCAAGAGGUCCCUCGAGGAGGAGAACUGCCUCAACUGGUUCCCACAGGCCACUAAACUGCAGCCUCUCAACACCACGGGAGACGGAAACUGCCUCCUGCAUGCCGCCUCGCUAGGGAUGUGGGGCUUUCAGGACCGGGACCACUUUCUCAGGAAUGCAGUGUCUCAGGCCGUGCAACAUGCGGCACAGAAGACUAACACAUUUUACAUGAGGUGGGAGCACAACAAAAAUCUGGAGUGCCAGGAGCAAGGCUACCAGCUGGAGCCGUAUCAAUGGCAGAGGGAGUGGGAGACUGUCGUGAGGCAUGCAUCCCCUGAUCCCACCCCAACUGCCACUCUGUACAGCCUCGAGGAGUUCCACGUGUUUGUCCUGGCCAACGUGUUACGGCGACCGGUCAUCAUGUACGCCUCCCAAAAGAUGCGGUCUUUCAACUCUGGAGGUACUAUGCAGACCAUCAACUUUCACGGUGUGUAUCUCCCUCUUCUCUGGGCUUCCAAUUGCUGCAAGAAAGACCCUCUCCCACUGAGCUACCAGGGUGGCCACUUUUCUGCUCUGGUGGUUAUCGACUCCUCCCAACAGUAUCGCGACGGGAAACUUGUCCUCCCUCUGGUCGAUUUCAAUGGUUACAGCCUUCCUGUGCGAUUCACGCUCGCAGGUGAAAAUCCACAAGAGCUUUUGAAUGACUACCUUUCGCUAGUUGACAUUCCUGAUACUCAAUCCAAAAGAAUGGUUCCUUGUGCUACAGUCAGUGUCAACACCAAGCCAACAUACUACGAGCGCCUGGUCGGGGCUUUCAUCGAUGCCUGCCACACGGUCCACUUCGCACAGCAACCACAACAGCAGGCGCAACAUAGUCAAAGUGAGAGUUACAGUGGUGGAAGUGGGGUGGUAGUUCGGGAUGGGAGAUACGCAUCAGCUGUGACAGCCCCAGUCGAGACGUCCUACUCUACAGUGGCCAGGCAGCCAACACAAGCUUCACAGGGAGGUGAACAGAGUGGCAAACUCAAGUGCAUCAACAACUGUGGGAUGUACGGCGAUCCAGAAACAGCAGGGCUCUGCACAAAAUGCCACGAGAAAACUCUAGCCGCAGUCCUCCAGCAAGAGUCACCCACCUCCCAGGCUCGUCGUCAGAGCGCCACUGACUCUGGGGCCACAGGCAUGUCUGGCCCUACAUCCAUCAAGUGUCCUAACUGCUCCCAGCCCGGCCACCCAAAGUACCUAGGCAUGUGUGAGAACUGCUAUCACGGCAGCCAGCAGAACCAGCCACAGUAUGGGAACCAGCCAGCCCAGCCUCAGUAUGGGAAUCAGACUCAGCCCCAGCCUCAGUAUGGGAAUGAGACUCAUCACAAACCCCAGUAUGGGAAUCAGACUCAGCCUCAGUAUGGGAAUCGGUUCCAGCCAUUGUAUGGGAAUGAACCUGGUGGCCAGCCUCAGUAUGGCAACCAGGGACCUCAAGACAACACGUAUGAGACUCUUGAUAGCUACCAGCAGAAGCCGGCCAUCCCUCCCCGACAGGGAGAGCAAUCCACCCCUCCCGUUCCCCUUCCCCGUUCAACUGCCUCACCCGAGGAAAGAAACAAGUGCAGAACGUCAAACUGCGAGUUCUUUGGGACAGCAGUGACACGCUUCUACUGCUCAAAGUGCUUCAACGAGAACAUGGACGCCAUAUUCAGAGAGACCGAGAGGUCUGGGGUCCCAAUGCCAGCUCCAGCCGAGAACCAUCUAUAUGAUCAGACUUACGCUACUCCAUACCACGGCCAGCUAGCUUCAUCCGCCCACACCUCUCCUUACCAUGGCCAGCAUGCUGCACCACCUCCAGCUGAAGAGCAGGGUAAGUGUACCUUGUGUCACGAUUACUACGGGAGCCCAGAGUAUGGAGGCCUCUGCCACGGUUGUCACAAGACGACAAAGGACACCAACAACAGCCCGGACAGGAAAUGCCUAAGCUGCCACGAGUACUAUGGUUCUGAAGAGUAUGGAGGACUAUGCAAUGGUUGCUUUCUGAGACGCACAGAGCAUGAGACACGUGCCCCAGCCUACCAACAGCCUGAAAAAGACACAUUUUCCUCAGCAGACCUUCCUCCAGCUGACUUCUCCUACUUUGACUACCAGCAACCGCUUUCUCCCAAGCCAGGCAACCAGCCACCGCAACCAGAACACCUUGCUGCUUCUCAAGUGCCCCAGCCUUACUUACAACCUGUGUAUAAGCCGAUGACAGAACCUCAACCAGGCGGUGUGGCUCAUUCUCAGGCCUCAGUAACAUCCAGGCCAGUUCCUAAGCCCCGUUCUCGUUCAGCAGUAACUACCACAUAUGCUCCAACCAACACCGCUCCUGUUGUUACGGCGUCAGACAUGACAAGUGCGAUGGCGGGAAUGAAUAUUUCAAGCACAAACCGAAAUCCCCCAAUAAUGAGCUGUUUUAUGUGUAUGGGAGUGACUCCAGAUUCUAGUGCACCUUCUGCUCUCUGUCCUCAGCAUGCCGAGUUUGUGACAAAGCUGCAGGUCGGACUAGCACCAUCAUCCCAAGUAAGUACUGGUGGACACCAGACACAGCUUUAUCAGACACCGUUAAAUGCGGGCCAGUCUCCGGGGAAUCGUGAUAUGGUACCCAAUUCAUCAUCGCAGUACUGGGCACAAUCACAUUCGCAAUCAAUCGCUUCGUCCGCUCGACCACAGCCCUACGAGACACAAUACAACAUGCCUCGCUCUACCAGCCCUGUGCCACAGAGCUCAGGGGGUGCCAUGGCUCACCUUCAACCAGCCAGUCAGUACGACACGGAAACAGUGAAGUCCAAGCCACCCGCCUCUCCCCAGCAUGGGGUAGGAUAUUUACAGCCAUACUACUCGUCUCAGGGUGCAGCACACUUUGAUCAACCAACCCCCAGUCAGUACCCUGUAGCUGGCACUCACAAUGUCCACCAGACUGGGUCCACAGUAGGUGGAGGUGGAGCCACGUUCAAUAACCUCAGCACAAACACCAGUGGGAGUGGGGUGUUGGCCAACCGCCAUCAGGAAGAGAUGGGAGCUGCAGGGGUUGGGAUGCAGUUGAGGCAGGCUCAGGGUGCCACUGGGUCAGGGGCAGGGGUUAUCAUGGGAGGAGGGGACGCCAUUGGAAUUCAGGCCGGGUUACGUGGAGCUGCUGAUGAGGCUACUGCACCAGCCGUGAAAGUACUAUGCAAGACAGCUGGCUGUUCCUUCUAUGCCAAACCAGAGUUGGAGAACCUGUGUACCAAUUGUUAUGAUGACUAUUAUUACGACGAUAAAAAACCAGACAACUAGCUACAUAUUAUGUGUAUGUCUGUAGCAGGUCAUGUGUGAAUGUGUGUGAUGCUGUUUCUAUUUUCGCUGCAAUGAUGUAAUGCAUACGGCUUGUACAUUCUUUAAAACCCUUUGGACACCAUGGGUAUCUUCUUAAAUAAGCAGAUCUAUGUAUAAAGUAUUACCGCCUAAUGUAUAAUUAUGACCCAA